Molecule: messenger RNA, 1425 nt
Organism: Rhodotorula toruloides NP11
Lineage: Eukaryota; Fungi; Basidiomycota; Microbotryomycetes; Sporidiobolales; Sporidiobolaceae
Product: zeaxanthin epoxidase
Exons: 10
Coding region: 1-1425 (474 amino acids)
Biological process (GO): secondary metabolite biosynthetic process
Molecular function (GO): FAD binding; monooxygenase activity
Source: RefSeq, a predicted model, not a curated record
AUGUCGGCCAUCUCCCAGUCUCGCGGCGCUCCCGACCCCUCGCUCACCGACGAACCGCGUCCUCUGCCUGGCGCCCCCUCCGGCAUCAAGGUCAUCAUCGUCGGUGCUGGCAUCGGCGGUCUCGCCUGCGCCAUCGAAAGUCGCCUCGAAGGCCACGAGGUCAUCCUCUUCGAGCAGACGAAGGAGUUCAAGCCGCUCGGCGACAAUAUCGGUCUCUUCCCCAACUCUGGCCGGUUCGUCAAGCGCUGGGGCAUCCAUUACGAGCUCUCCAAGUCCUGUGCCUACCCCGACGGUCUCCGCUGGUACCGCUACGAUGGCCAGUUCAUCACACACCAGCGGCAGCAGAAGAAGGGCGAGGACAUGGGCGACGCCAACCCGUUCAAGGACGCCCCGCUGUACGACACGACUCGCUACGACUUGCACCAGCUGCUCAUCAAGAGGGCGAAGGAGCUUGGCGUCCAGAUCCUGAUGAACAGCCGAGUCGCGAAAUACGUCGAGGAGACCGACUUUGCGGGCGUUGAGGUCGAUGGCAAGCUGUACAAGGGCGAUGUGGUUCUCGGAGCUGAUGGCGUCAAGUCGAAGGCUCGCGAGCUCGUCCUCGGUGUCUACGACGCUCCUCGACCAAGCGGUUACGCCAUCUUCCGCACCUCGUACUCGGCCGACCGCAUCCGCGCCAACCCCAUCUGCGCCCACCUCGCGCCCGUCGACGAAGACGCACGGAGUAUCUGGAUCGGCCCCGAUGCGCACUUCAUCAUCGGCACGACGAAAAGUGGGAAGGAGAUGCACUGGCUGCUCACCCACUUGGACAAGGCGGACGUCGAAGAGUCGUGGAUGUACCCUGGCAAGGUCGAGGACGCGCUGGAAUAUGUCAAGGACUGGGAUCCGGUUGUCAAGGCUGUCAUGGAGACCACGCCGGAGGGCGCGUUGGUCGACUGGAAGCUCGUCUUCCGCGACCCACUUCCUCGCUGGGUCUCCGAAGGCGGGCGAACUUGCGUUCUUGGCGACGCAGCGCACCCGUUCCUUCCGACUUCGCAGCAAGGCGCCAGCCAGGCCGUCGAGGAUGGCGUCACCAUCGCGCAUGCGCUUUCCAUCGCCAAGAAGAAGGGCCUGCCCUUGAACGUCGCGCUCAAGGUCUACCAGACGCUGAGGUACGAGCGGGUCAAGCGAGCGCAGCAGCUCGGCGUCGAUAACCGCAACAGGAUGCACAAGGUCGACUACACGAAGCCCAUCGAUCCCGAGGCUGUCCAGCUGCAGUUUGCGCUGUGGCUCUGGCAGCACGACGCAAUCCAGCAUUGUCACGACAACUUCGACUCGGCUCUCGUCGCGCCGAUGGUCGACCAGCUCACCUCAGCGUCGCCCCCGGUCGCACAGGCGGACAAGCUUGCCAUUGAGCAGCCUGUUGUGGCCGCAGUCGCUGCCGCGUAG